ACAAAAAAAAAAUUAAAAUUGCCCCACGACCAAAUAAACAAAUAUUCAAACAGAAAAAAUUGGUUUUUUGUUUUAUUGAAAGAAAUAAAAAAUCGAAGCGAUAACACCUUAAUCUAUAUUGAGCGCUGACAGAUAAUUCUCACCAUUUUGCAACAAAGUUAUGAUUAAAUGCCAACACUAAUCGUUCAGUGUAAUCAGUUUUAACAUAAGCACUUAAAUGUUUUUCAUGUUUGUUCGUUGUCACUGAUAUUGCGUUCGCUUGAUGCUAAUAGGAAAAAAAAGUAUAAAGAGCAAGAGCAGUAAUAAAGUGCUGAUUCCGUGCACGCCACUUUUAACAUCGUCAUAAAAUCAAAUACCCAACAAAUUGCUGAGCACUUUUUUUUGCCGAACGAAAAUAAAUCCAAUUAAAAUCCAUUUAGAAGAAAGACGGAAAACUGCAAAGACCAAAACCAGUAACAGAAAAAAAAUAUUUAUAGCAAAGAAAUCAGUGUGACCGAACUACUGUAGUUGAUUGCUUUUAUUUGAACACAAACACACACAAAAAAAAACAUUUGGUGUAAAUCGAAAGAGGAUAAUAAAAAAAUUGUGUGCAGCCACGAAAAAUCACGGACCAAAGAUAUUCAUCGAAAGUGAACUUACCAACCAAUUCACGGGCUGGCUUGUCGUAUUCACCUCGGACGAGUGAUAAAAUUGGAAGAGCUGAAGAACAUUUUACAAUAUAGAUAAGCAGAGACGAACGCAUUGAUAUUCAGUGAAAAACUACAAAUCGUUGCAACUGAAAAAUUUGGCCAUUUGGAAAAUAGAAGAUAAACACUAAAAAUCGAAGUGAAUAUUACGUUUCUCAGUUCAUGUGUGCUAAUACGAUAUAAGCGAGUAAUACAAAAGACAACUACGAACACCAGUUCGAAAGAAGCAACAGUCAGAAGAAAUUAAAUCCAAAGAAAUUCAUUUGAUGAGCGCAUCUAUCAAUUUAAAUCGAUAUUCAUCACAAAUUUCAUCUCACACCAUGUAUUCUCGAAACCUUCACUCGCAACGAGCACCGUGGUUGCUUUGGGCGCUUGUGAUAUUUGCUGUUGAGCUUGAGAUCGGUUUGGCGGCAACGCAGAAUAUGAUAAAACAUGAACCGAUGUUUGUCACCAGAUCGGAAACAUUCAAAUUUGUAUCCGGCGAAACAAUUCAUUUGCCAUGCGAAGUCUCAAAUGCAGAUAACUAUGUCGUGGCAUGGAAACGUGGCAUCGCUAUUCUAUCAGCUGGAAGUGUGAAAGUUACACCCGAUCCACGUGUGCAUCUUGUUAAUGGUUAUUCACUGCAAAUUAAAAACGCUGUACCACAGGAUGCCGGUGACUAUGUUUGCCAAAUUGCAACGCUUGAACCACGCGAAAUAACUCAUACGGUUGAAAUAUUGGUGCCACCAAGAAUUCAUCAUGUCAGUUCGGGCGGACACCGACAAGUAAAGAAAGGAGAAUCAGUACGAAUUGAGUGUUCAGCAUCAGGAAACCCAUCUCCAAACAUAACCUGGACCAGAAAGUUUGAAAAUCUUCCAAAUGGUGAUGAAAAGCUAUCGUCGUCGGUUUUACUUAUCGAAAAUAUGGAUCGCCACAAAGGAGGCACCUACAUCUGUACGGCCAAUAAUGGAGUUGGUCAAGCAGCAUCGGCCCAAGUUGUUUUGCACGUUUUAUAUCCACCUGAAAUAACGGUCGAAACUCCAGUCGUAUUCUCCGGCGAAGAUCAGGAAGCUUUGCUAGUUUGCAUCGUGCAUGGAGAAGCACAACCAGAUGUUAUUUGGUUUAAGGAGACUAUGCAAUUGGAUACAACCGAACGGCAUAUAAUGGGUAAAAAAGGGUCACGUCAUACACUUAUGAUUCGAAAAGUUCAUCCACAAGAUUUCGGUAAUUAUUCGUGCGUCGCCGAGAAUCCACUUGGAAAGACUCGGAAAACUUUGCAGCUAACCGGAAAACCGAAUACAGCACAAUUCCGGUCACUGCCAACAAGCCAAUUCAAAGACAGAUACAACAUCUCCUGGACAGUUGAUUCGCACACGCCCAUCGAUGAGUUCAAAUUGUUUUACCGAAGGUUACCACAAGGACAUGAUAUUGAUAACAGCAUAGAUCAGCAACAACCAUUGCAACAUCACAGCAAUCUACCGCAUCGCAAUUAUAAUAUGCACUGGUCACGAAGUGGAACUGAAUGGCGUGAUGUUGUAUUACCAUCGGUACCACUAUCUCAUCAUUAUACACAAGGCAUGAGCUACUUGAUAAAGAAUUUGGAUCAAGACCAACAAUACGAGGCUCGCGUACAAUCACGGAAUCGUUAUGGCUGGAGCGAUAUGUCGGAAAGCUUCACAUUUAGUACAACGAUGAACGAUGGCUUUUCUGAUAUCAGUUUCUUCCAGAAUCCUCAGUCAGAUAAUGAUUUGCGAGGAAUUGCCGUCACGUACUAUGGUACUAAUUCACAAUCGAUCAACACAAAUACUGUACCACUCAUUUUACCCAUAGCUAUGUUUAUAUUAAAAAUUUUCGUAUAAGUAAAUACUUAUGAAAGCACACACAACAACAACAACAAAUAAAAUCAAGCACACGUGAAACACGUUCACUAUGAAUUCAGUUUUUUUAUACGUUUGAGACAAAGGUGAAAUAAACUAAAGAAAAAAUGAAAUAAAUAAUCAAGAAAAUGUAGCAGGAAAUGAGGAGCAAAAAAAAAAUCGUCACACAGCUACACAUACAGACAUACAAAACCGAAAGAGACAAACAAAAAAAAUCAUUUACAAAAAAACUUCAGUACUCACAUACACAAUCACACAGACACACACACACACGUUGUAUUAUUAAGGAGAUAUUGUAAGCUGAUCGUUAGUAAUUAAAAAUGGAUUUAAUCUAAGUGGAUAUACAUGUAAGGAUUAAUUAGAAUUAAAGAACAUUGAAAUGAACAAGUAGGAAGUAAUGGAACAUAUAUAUGAUUGCAAAAGAGGAACAUUUAUUUCAUAUAUUUCACGGAAAUAGUUGAAGGGAACUUAUAACUCACCGGCACCUCCAGAUUAAACAUGAAUAAGAAAUAGGAUAUAUUUCCAAUUUUUUAUGUAAAUAAUAUAAUGCAUUCAAUCAUUCAACAACAACCACAACAACAAACAGCAAAAAAAAAUAAUUCCUUCGUAAAAUUCACUUGAGCCAAAUUAAUUUGUGAAAUGAGAUGAAAGCACCAAACCAUUUAUAAAUAUACAUAUAUAUUAUUUACUCAAUCUAAAUCGAUUUUCAAGAUGAAUUCAUUUUUCACCGUAUCCCAUACAAAAGCAUACAAAAAUCUUAAACGUAUAUGAUAUCCACAAAUCAGUUACCUUCAAUGAAUUGAUUCAAUCUUCACUUAUAAUUCAAAUAAAAAAAAAAUAAUUGAAAAUUGCUUAAGCAUAAUAUUUAGCUAAAAAGAUGAUGAAAAUAAAAAAAAAAUAAAACGAUUAGUUACGUCGAAUGAUUUUAAUGCAAGAAAGAAAAAAACAAUCCCUUCGUGUCCUUGAACACACUCACAAACACCGUGUAUACAUGCUCUUAAGAGUUAUUUAUUUCUAUUUAAAAUACCAUGAAUGAACGUAAUGUCUCAACAAACAACAAAACAAACAAAUAAAUAUGUUCUUAAAUUUCCUUAAGUAUAUUAUUGCCGGUCGAUGGCCGAAUGGUCGUCGCCGUCUAUUGUCGGUUUAAUAUUAAUAAAUAUGAUGUGAAUCGUUAUAAGAUUAGAGAAACGAACGAUCCAAUCAGUUCAUUGAAUUUACAACCAAUGUUUAAAUCAAACACUUAACAAAACCAAAAUAUAUUUGCACCGCUCAUUUUAAUCUUCAUAGAGCUGCCGUCAAUCGGACAGGAACACUUUCAAUCAAUACAGAAAAAAAACAAACAAAAAAACAUUUAAUUGAAUCAAUGUCGAAAUGAAGAAAAUGCAAAAAAAAACAAGACGGAGAAAAACGCGACAUUUCAUUGUGUCCACUUUCCGUAUUCUCUUUAUGGAAAUCGUUUCAUUUAAAUAUUCAUUAAAUGUUUCCCCAAUAGGCUGCAACACAAUGAUAAUGAAAAAAGAUUAGCAUGUAAUAUGUGUACGAUUUAUUGCUAAACAUAAUAGAUAUGUAUACAUUUAUUAAAAUUUAAAAUCGUACAUCAAAUACACACAUACGCAUUCAUUCAUCAACAAAUAUCGCCCCCCCCCAUUUCCGCACACCACCUGGGACAAAUCGAAAAUCAAAUGGCAAUUUCCGAAUUACGUUCAUCGGUUUGGUCAAAGUCACAUUUCAUUGAAAAAAUGAACAAAUGUCUCUAUGUUUAUUAUUCGUGUUAGUGUUUCCAAGCUAUAUUAUAACCGAAAACCAUCAUAGAGCUUAAUAUGAUUAUAUUGAAAUCAGGCGAAAAGAUAGAUGUCGGAUGUGUGUAACAUUCAUGUAUUAUUAUGCACCAACUAAAAAAAAUAUGUUUAGAUUUUUAAAAAAAACAAGUUUUUACCUCGAUCGAUAUGAGUUUAACCAUUUCUUUGAAUAAAAAAAAACCCCGAACUGGAUUAGAUGAAAUGCAAAUUCUGACACAUAUUCUAUUCUUUACCAUUUAACAGCGUGAUUUGACAUAAUCCAUUCAUUUUCACUGAUAUAUGUUAACGAUUAAGAUGAAAUACAACCACAACCACUCUAGUUCUUUUUUAUAAAUCACCAACAGUCAUUAUGCAAAACCAAACAAAAAAAAAUCACAAAAAAAUUCUCUUGAACUUUCCAUUUGAACACAGAUAUUGCAUGCAAACAUAAAUCCAAUCGAUCAUUUAUAAGAAAAACAAAAAAAAAAAAACGAAUGAAUUUAAACGAUAAAAGAAUGAUGAGAAAAAACGAGCGCGAAAAAAAACGUAACAUAGUCUAAACUCAAAUGAUAUUAUAGAGCAUUUUUGAAAACCAAAUAUAUUUUAAAUGUUAUCUCACUUACAAUCAAAUAAAUGUAUAAUCGCGUAUGUGUUUAUUCAUAAUAAAUUUAAUGCAAACAACAAAUAUACAACAAGACACCCCUUAACAAUUUAAGGAAAAAUCUAACACACGAUGCAAUGGUAAUUAAAUGAAAAAAAAAAAGUGCAAACUUUACAUUUUGAAUUGAACAAACCGAAUGGACCGAUAUACUAACUAUUAUAGGCGUUGUACUAACAAAUAAACUGAAUGGCGCCUGUGCAAUGUAUAAAAUUAGCAAUCGAUUCUAAAAUUCUAUUCUUUCCAAAGCACCGAAGUAAUAAUGAUCAUGACAUUUUCAAAAAGCCAUUUCAACAUAUAUACGUCGUUGUUUUUGUUGGUCUCCGUUUCCCAUUUAAUAUAGUUUACGUUUUCAUCGAACAAUUGAAGAAAAAAAGAAGUUCUUUGGCGAAUCUUUUAAAAAUGUGAAUCAUUCAUCAACUAUGGAAUGUAAUUCGAAAAGAUUGUAUCCACGCGCAACUUUUCCAAUCUUUUAAGAUUGUGUAUUCAGAAAGUUUUCAUGAUGGAACGCAAAGAUUUUCGCCGUUUUUUUUUUUUUUUUUUCAUUUGUCGAAAUACAAGCGUAUUCAACUCAUUAUUAAGUUACAAUUAACAAAAAAAUAGAAAACUUGAGAACUUACACUGAAGCGACAGUUUUUACGUAUGAAAAAUUCACACAACCACAGACCAUACAAAUGUCAGACGACAAAAAUGCCAUUUAUUUUCUCUCCUGCCAUUUAAAGUAAUAUCUUAAUCGACACUGCCAUCCAAAUAUUUUACUAAAAUAACAACAACAACAACAUUUCUUUCUAUGCAAUAUUAUUACUGUCACACAAUUAGCAAAAGAAAGCAACAUUUACAUGAUUAUCGAUUUCUUUUUAUCCGCAUCAAUAACAAUGUAGUACCAAAUGAUGUUUUUAUGAGGCACCAUUUUCAAGUAAGACAGCAUUGGGAUCGAAAAAAAAAGUCGACAAAAUUAGUUCAAGUGGUAUUUAAGUCAUGAUGGUUGUUAACACAAUUCAAAUCGAUGGAAAAAUUGAUUUGUGCAUUGGAAAGACCGUUUACAAUGAUGAAAUAGAAAUGGGAUGAUUGACGCACGAAAAAUGGUUCAUCAUACGAUAUAAUAUGAAUUUAAAAAAAAACGUAGCAACCACAACAACAAAAACAUUGCAAGAUCGAGCAUCGAUUGAAAACCAACAUCAACAACAAAAAUGAAAUAAAGAAAAAAAAACAUUGAACAAAUUGUUAUUCUGAUCGUAUGAACUUAUAAUAAUUUAGCACAAAAUGUCAGUUUUAUUUUGUACGCAAAAACUAAAAGUUUCGUAAACAAAUCGACAUUGAGGAGAAGAGAAAAAAAUAUGUUGAUUUCAAGAAGCAGCAUUUUUCGUGACAUAGUUGGGUCGGUAAUCUGACUACUUCAUUUGAAAAAUUUGUUAGAUUUUGCACAAAAACUUAUCUCUCCAAUUUUUGUAUUUUUCAUUUAAUUUUCUUUAAAAUAAACUACAUUCAAAUCAGCGACAUUUUUUCUAGUGAUAAUCGUACAAAAUGUAGCUCAUUUAUGUGCACUAAUUUACAUUUCUAUGAAUAAAAGAAUAAAUUAAACUAAAAAAAUAAUAUAAUAUGAUACAUAAUAUAGUGAAAUUUGCGCGAAUUGUCCAACUAAAAUAAAGAGAGAAAAUGUAGCAAAAACAUGAGCAGAAAAGAUGGUACAAUAGCGCCAAUAUAUGUAUUUAGCGAUUAAAUGAAAACACACAAUUUCAACAACAACAAAAAAAAACAGAGAGUAAACCAUUGAAAAUAACAGCAACAUGUAAUUGAAUUAAUUGUAAAGCAAAUUAAUGGCCAUGGAAUUUUCAAAUUUGGCAUUAUUUCGAUAGCCGACAAUCUUUAACUUCUCACAUUUGAAAAUUCGUUUAAUCGAAGUACCGUAAGAAUACCAAAAAAAAAAAAAAAAUUUAAAAGCAAAAAAACACACACACACAUACACGUUUAAACCAUUUAAUGCUUUAUUUUUAAUGUAUUUAUGUACUGCUUGGAUAUUAUUACCAUAACGAUAAUUAAUAUUAUGAAACAGACAAAAAAAAAUAAAAGAAAACAAUUUAACAUUAAAAUGAUGAAACAAAAUCAACCGGAAAUAUAAAGAUUCAAUAGAAAUCCGAUGAAAUGUUAAAAUGUAAUAUGACAGAAUUGUGUAAAGAACAUGAACAUUGAACAACAACAGUAACAGCAACAACAAAAAACCAUAUAAAAAUUAUAUACAACUAUAAAUGUAAGUUCAUAUUUGAUGAGACCCAAAUAUAUUUUAACGAGAAGUAAAAUAA
Contarinia nasturtii (swede midge) is the source of this 7281-nucleotide messenger RNA. RefSeq names its product limbic system-associated membrane protein. Gene Ontology annotation, molecular function: axon guidance receptor activity; protein binding. The record is from RefSeq and is a predicted model, not a curated record. The transcript is spliced from 14 exons. The coding region runs from base 953 to 2524 and encodes 523 amino acids. Gene Ontology annotation, biological process: synapse organization; homophilic cell-cell adhesion. NCBI's taxonomy places the organism in Eukaryota, Metazoa, Arthropoda, Insecta, Diptera, Cecidomyiidae. Gene Ontology annotation, cellular component: plasma membrane; axon; neuronal cell body.